AUGCCGUCCUUGUCGUUGCGUACCCUCCGCUCGCCAGCAGUUCGCAGCCUCAGAGCGUUCGGUAGUUCGGCGAGCUCCAGCAAGGCCAUUCCGUUCUUCCUGCACGGUUCGCGCGCGGGCACACUCACUGCGGAUGAUGGGCACGCCGACGGGCGGUUGUUGCGGAUGAUCAUAUUUGGCAAGCCAGGCGCGGGCAAGGGCACUCUGUCCGCGCGGCUAGUUAGCAAGUACGACAUUCUGACGCUUUCGACGGGGGACUUGCUGCGCCAGCAUAUUGCAGAGAGGACGGAUGUUGGACGGGUCGCGAAAGAGAUUGUAGCCAAGGGCGGGUUACUUCCAGACGAUAUCAUGCUUAGAGUCGUAACGAGCAAACUAGAUCAUUUGCAUAACAAACACUGGAUAUUAGACGGGUUUCCUCGGACAGUAGGUCAAGGGAAGCUGCUCGAUGCACAUCUACGCAGAAUUCAGAAUGACCCCUUGAGCCUGGUCGUCAACCUUGACGUACCGGACCAAGUCAUCCUCAGCCGAAUUUCUGACCGAUGGGUACAUCUGCCCUCCGGUCGUGUGUACAACAUGUCCUAUAACCGUCCCAAGGUCGACGGAUUUGACGACGAGACGGGCGAACCUCUCACAAAGCGUCCAGAUGAUAACCCUGAAAUAUUCGCGCGUCGGCUGAAGCAGUUCUAUGCAUCGACUUCGCCGUUGCUGUCGUACUACGCCUCGCAGCAAGCGUUGUCAUCAACAAACACGCGACUUGUUGCGUUGUCGGGCGAGACAUCCGACGAGAUCUGGCCCCAGCUAGAACGGACUGUACUAUCUGUAGUGCCGAACCUCCGUGAACGAACUGCGACGCGUGAGGAGCGCCGACGCAACAGUAUCAGUGAAGCGGUUUUCGGCCGCGAAGGCGACCCGAAGUCCGACCGAGCAAGCUCUAGAAAAUACUGA
Molecule: messenger RNA, 945 nt
Organism: Heterobasidion irregulare TC 32-1
Lineage: Eukaryota; Fungi; Basidiomycota; Agaricomycetes; Russulales; Bondarzewiaceae
Exons: 5
Coding region: 1-945 (314 amino acids)
Biological process (GO): nucleobase-containing compound metabolic process
Cellular component (GO): cytoplasm; mitochondrion
Molecular function (GO): AMP kinase activity; ATP binding
Source: RefSeq, a predicted model, not a curated record